Molecule: messenger RNA, 1065 nt
Organism: Melampsora larici-populina 98AG31
Lineage: Eukaryota; Fungi; Basidiomycota; Pucciniomycetes; Pucciniales; Melampsoraceae
Exons: 4
Coding region: 1-1065 (354 amino acids)
Source: RefSeq, a predicted model, not a curated record
AUGUCUAAGAGCCAGCUGAAGGACAUGGUCGUCAAUGACCCCAAGACAGGACCUUUGGGAUUAAAGGUUGGCCGUGCUCAUGCAGGCACUGAUCCUAUCCGAACUGUGGUGGAUGUACAUCCUUCAUUUGGAAAUGCGGAACGCCUUGGGUACUUGCGACGAUUAUUUCUGGUGGAAGCUGGAUUGAUGCCGGAUUCAAAGGACAAAGACGGGGGCGAUAGAUGGCUCCUUCAGUUAAUUCAUUGGACCACUAAUGGCAUGCGAAUAGUGUCUGAAUCCCUAAAAGUCGAAGACAUACAUAUUUCUUUCCAAAGCAAAUGGAUGUCAGAAGUGCUAGUUCAUGAGGAGAAUGGUGUAUCUUACGAAGGUGGCCUUCUAUCCGACGUAACCUAUAGGUUUUUCAAUCACGGUUAUCUGAUGACAACUUCAAUGUAUUGUGAAAAAAUCGAACGCUUCGUACCAGUACUUCUCACGUGGAUGAAUGGCCUCUCCAAGGAUCAUUACAAAUCUCAUUUUAAGACUUUAUUACAACAGAUUAAAGAUACAGCAAAGUCGGACGAGCAGAAGAACAACUUAACUGAACAAAUCGUGGACUUCUCCCAGGCUCAGAAAGUGGGAUUUAUGAGUGCUUACAUGGAGGUCUUUAACGUGGAUCGAGACGUCGCACUAUCCAAACUACACGGCUGCAGUCAAUAUUUUUCCCAGGCCGUCACCUGCCUCAAGAAAAAUCGAAGCAUUGUGCGUUUUGACUUGAAGGACGAUUGGGAAGCCAAAUGCAAGGCUUUGCUCAAACCCGAUACACCUGGUAAUACUCUCGAAAUGAAAUUUGCAAAGCUCUUCUUGGAAUUUCUGAAUGCAAAAAAGUGGCUUGAUUGGUGGUGCACCGCCGAUACCCAAGCCAUGCUUUUUCCUGGUAGGAAGAGGAUGCCUUUGGACGAUCCACCAUUAUCUGACGACGAAAGUGAUGGAGAAAAAUUAUUAACAGUCAAAGAGAUCAAAAAAAAAUUACACUCAACCACAAACGGUCAAGAAUCUAUGCACAGGGUCUAUUACUUGUUGUCGUAA